Messenger RNA from Mya arenaria, 958 nucleotides. RefSeq names its product perlucin-like protein. Lineage: Eukaryota; Metazoa; Mollusca; Bivalvia; Myida; Myidae. Bases 103 to 660 code for a protein of 185 amino acids. The record is from RefSeq and is a predicted model, not a curated record. The transcript has 7 exons.
AUAUAAAGAACAUUCGUUGUUGUAAACAUUCAAUAAAUAAAGAUGUGAUCUGUGCACUUUACUUUGUUUUUAAGCUUUGUGUUAUUAAUCGGAGUUAAGUCAAUGACUGAACCAUCGUGUGGAUGUCGAUCUGAAUUUGAAUACAAGGUUCUUGACAGGAUUAUCAAACUCGAGCAAAGGCAAGACCAACAAGAGACAGAAAGUCGGAGCCGUGAUAAUUCAAUUGCAGGCUUACAGAGUGCUAUACAGACGGAAAUCCACACUUCAUGCAAGGAUGGAUGGGUGGCUUUCGAUGGUUCCUGUUAUGUGUUUGGAGACAGCGACCUUGAUUUUGUAUCAGCAGAGCUUUACUGUCGACAAUAUGGAGGACAAUUAGUGCACGUGAAUUCAGCUGUAGAAAACGCGUUCCUGAAAGCCUUUUUGCUUAAACACCAUAAACAACAUUCGUGGAUCGGAAUUCAAGAUACGGAAGUAGAGGGGAUUUGGAAGCUCUUCGGCACCAACACACUGGCUCCGUUUACGGACUUCAGACCUGGGGACGGUGGUGAUCACGCCACCGAAGAUUGCGUUGUGUUUCAGAACAGCGCCACUAUGUUGUGGAUAGAUGUCCUCUGUGAAUCUCGAUAUAGACCUAUCUGUGAAAUUCCCGGAUUCAAGUGAUGUACGAAAGGAAGAACUGGGUGCUAUAUUUAUCCCAUUGAAUGGUCGAUAGUUCAACGUUGAAACAACGUCGAAGUACGGUCGACGAUUUAACGAUUUGAUUUUUCAACGUUGAAACCGCAACAUUGUUUUGAACGUUGAAAUCGCAACUUGUGUAUUCAUUUUUAUUACGCUCCUUUAAAUAAGUAUACACUUGAUUACAACAUUGCUUUAAGAAACAUGUAUUAAUUUUUAAAUAUUUCUAAUUGUUUAUGUGGUGUAUAAUUACUUUGAAUUAUAAAUUGUGUAUAUAAACCUA